AUGGCCAACCCCAGAGUCGAGGAACUUCCCGAUGAGGAGCCCAAGAAGGUGUCCGUCGAGGAGCACGAUGACGAUGAUAGCUCUGAUUCCGAGAUUGAGGUCGGCGAGGGCGGCGCUUCGGGCUCUACCGCCGUCGUCCACUCCCGUAACGAGAAGAAGGCCCGCAAGGCCAUCGAGAAGCUUCACCUUACCCGCGUCACUGGAAUUACCCGAGUGACACUCCGACGACCAAAGAACAUUCUGUUCGUUAUCAACAACCCGGAAGUCUACAAGUCGCCCAACAGCAACACCUACAUUGUCUUCGGUGAGGCCAAGAUCGAGGACCUGAACUCGGCUGCCCAGCAAGCUGCGGCACAGUCCCUAGCCGCUUCUGGUGGUGACCACGACCACGCUGGUCAUGACCACAGCCACGGCGAGCCCAGCAAGGCUGCCGAGGAUACCGAGGAGAAGAAGGAUGAUGACGACGACGAUGAGGAAGUCGAUGCCGAAGGGCUCGAGGAUAAGGAUAUCGAGCUGGUCAUGACUCAAGCCAACGUCAAACGGAACAAGGCUAUCAAGGCGCUGAAAGAAAACGAUAACGACAUACGAAGCGCAGCCCUCAAGCUCGACUGGACCAAGGUCACCUCCUCGCUAGGUCUGCGGGGGCAGACCGUCGCAAGUCUGCAGGCCUUUAAGCAGCGAAACGAGAAUGCCCGCCGCAAACUGCAGGCUCUGUCCGAACAACCGACGACCGUGGACUUUGCGUACUACCGCUCGAUCCUCAAGAACCAGGCUGUCGUCGACGAGAUCGAGAAGCGGUUCGCCGCCUUCAAGCCCGCCACGUACGAUCUCAACCGCCAGCUCAAGGCCAUCGAGGCUUUUGAGAUCGAGGCCGUGAAGAACGCCGAGAGCACCAAGGAGAAGGUCGAUCUGGAACUGAAGGACCUCGAAGCUACGCUUAAGAACAUCGAGACGGCACGUCCCUUCGAGGAGCUUACUGUUGACGAGGUUGCUGCUGCCGAGCCCUCGAUCGACGAGAAGACGGCCAAGCUCGUGUCCAAGGGCCGCUGGUCCGUUCCGGGAUACAAGGAGAAAUUCGGCGACCUUUCCAUACUAUAG
Molecule: messenger RNA, 1098 nt
Organism: Daldinia caldariorum
Lineage: Eukaryota; Fungi; Ascomycota; Sordariomycetes; Xylariales; Hypoxylaceae
Exons: 5
Coding region: 1-1098 (365 amino acids)
Biological process (GO): proton motive force-driven ATP synthesis; protein targeting to membrane
Cellular component (GO): cytoplasm; nascent polypeptide-associated complex
Molecular function (GO): proton transmembrane transporter activity
Source: RefSeq, a predicted model, not a curated record